Daldinia vernicosa is the source of this 1770-nucleotide messenger RNA. RefSeq lists its product as uncharacterized. The record is from RefSeq and is a predicted model, not a curated record. The coding region runs from base 1 to 1674 and encodes 557 amino acids. Lineage: Eukaryota; Fungi; Ascomycota; Sordariomycetes; Xylariales; Hypoxylaceae. The transcript is spliced from 2 exons.
AUGACCGACUUCAGCUGGCUUCGGCUCGGGCAGCGUUCUCGUACUCCUAGCAUCCCCCGAACGCCAACGUCCCCUGAGCGCACGCCGAGACGGGCCGCCAGCAACUUAAGUCUAACCAGCCACUCAUCGCACGAGCCAUUGACUGGUAGCAGUGUUGCUAGUUUGUUUAUCCGCGAACAGGAUAAAAUAUGGUAUAAUCCCUCUCUAGACCAGAUGGUCGAGGCGCUCCAGGUCGUUCUCAUGACCCAGGGAGCGCUACAACCCAUUCCCAUCGAGUAUAACUCGUAUAUCCUACACCUGAUCGAAGGAUUCGCCAACGCUCAGGAGAAGAUUCAGACCAUCGAUGCCGCUUACAACGAAGCUAGGCACUCGCUUGAGUAUCACCUGGAGCAUUUCAAAUCCGUAGCCGACGAAUGGCUGGAACGCGAGAGUCAGUAUAAAGCUGAGAUCAAACGGCUUGAAGUACUGUUGUCAAGGACGUCCAGUGAUGGUCUAGAAGCAGUGACGCUAGCCAGGACGAACAGUGUCGUUGAUAGGAAUGGUCCUCAGGCUAAGCAAUUUGUCUCUAAAUUGAAGCGCCUCAGCACGCAAACCAUGCAAGAGGCGUCUCUUGACGUACCUAGAGACAUAGACAAAUAUGAGACCAAGCCUGUACCAAAAGUACUCGACAGUAAUAGUGACUUCCUCAUGAGCGAGAGGAUACGGCGACAUGAUACUGUCAUAAAUGCUAGCAUGAUUCGCUCUAAAAGUAGGCGUCGACGAUAUGAGACAGCAGUGACCUCAGGAGCGAGUGAGGAUUCGUCUAAGCCAGAGAAAGAAUUAGUGGAACCCACAGUUUCUACCGGUCAAAUAACGCCAAAGCCAAAGCCAAAGCCACUAUUCUCGGAUGAUGUAUCCGACGCAUCUGAGAUAGAUGGCAGAAUAGGAACAGGGAUAGAACCCUCCGGGUGGCGCAGAAAGCAAGCUAGGCGGCAGAUAUUAGAGAACUUACUGGACUGCGAGGACUGCGAGGAACCUCUCGGUGGCAGCAGCGACGACGCCUCUUUUCGCUCGGAGGACGUUCACCGGCAUCCGAGCGGUUGUGGGCUCGAUGAUGUGCCCAAGGAUGUAGGUCUCAACCUCGACGAAAGACGCCUACGAUGUCUAUCUGGGUUCUCGUUUGUGCCUGGAGACGACGUAUCUCAUGUUCUCACGAGUGGCGGCUCUGGCAAUAAACUUCUAGCAGGGGCCUCUCCUAGGAGAAACGUGGAUAAAGAUGCGGAGCUAUGGAAGCCUAGGUUUAAAGACAUGAAAGAGAACUCAGCCAAGGAGAUAAGCGAAGGGCCGGUGUGCGAUUUGUCUAGCUCCCCGGAGUCUUUGGAAGACCGGUGGUCAUCAGCCGCGGAAAAGAGCUGCUCGCGAAGUUCAUGUACGAGCAGUCUAGACACAGUAAUUCAAGCAGCUACAGGGAGCCCAUCGGUGGCUGCUUACUUCGAUUCUCCAAGGGUACCAAUAGCAUUACCAACGUCACUCGAUAGAAACAGGGUCCGGAGUCCUAGUUCAGGAUUUGAGUUAACUAGUAGGCGUGCAACACUCUCGCCAACGCCGGGGGGUGAAAGCAGUGAGUAUAGCAAGGCAACGAGCACGAACAAGACCAGGAACCAAUGUCAUAAUAAUGUACGAGGCGUUAAGUAGUGUAUCAUCAAUACAUGUAGAAAGGAUGGAGUAGGUAACGUUUAUGCGGUGAUUCUUAGACGGUUGAUUUAAUCUUCGAGGGAUCCAUCUGUUGGC